AUGUCAUCAGGUGUCGCAGAUGAUGAACAACAACAACAACUACCGAAUUCAACUAAAACAACCUCGUCGGCUGCCAAUGAUCAUGAUAAAGACGACCAAUUGAAUCAAUUGAGCUCUGUAAACGCCUCGAUGGCUAAAAACGGUGGAGGUGAAGCUGAUGGUGAUCAUCAAACGUCCCCAGAUUUAAGUAAUGAGAUUGAAAAGUCAAAAUCAAAGAAUGACAACAAGUUACCGGCCGUAUGCAAUAAUGAAGAGUCAAACAUACCUACACCGAACUCAGUUGUUGAUGCGAAAGAAGACUCAGCUCAGUCUGAAGAUGAAGGAAUGACAACUAAGCAUAAUGAUGAUACAGGUAAUAAUGACCCUAAUGACACAAAUGGUGCAAAUACUCCAAUUAGCAAGCGAAAGGAUUCAGAAGUUCCAGAAGAUACUCCAAAACCUAAACGAUCAAGAAAACUUCAAGGCGCUGGUGUUAAGAAGCCAUUAUAUUCAAGAUAUGAAUCAUUAUAUAUUGUUAAAGCUUUCAAAACAAUCUCUGAUAGACAUCCAAACUUGGUAUUGAUUGAUUUGUUCAAAAUUGUCGGGAUACUAUUCAAUGAAGAAGCCAAUAGACAAGGUUUUAAAGAACGUACAUCAGAUCAAUUAUAUCAAAAAUAUAAAAGAAUCCAACAUGGUUUAAAUCAUGGGGAAACUGAAUACUUGGAUUUUUUCAAACAAAAUAAAUAUAAUCCAAAAGAAUGGGUUCCAGAUUUUACAAAUGCUGGAAGUGAUGAAAUAUUAAAAUAUAUUAAGUUUCCAACAUUAGAUGAUGCAAUCAAAGAAGUGUUGGGCUCAAGUAUUGCAAAUUUGAAACCUCCAUUACCAGAUCUGUAUGAUGAUGAAGAUGAUGAUAAUUUAAGUGUAUCACAUCAAACUCCAGUGCUAAACAUCAAUGAAGAAUCAAAAGGUGAAGCUGCAGAAGAAGAACUAUUAAAACUGGCCGGUUAUAAUGAUGGUGGUGAAAAUGGAUCGGGUUCAUCGAUAACAAAACAAUUGAAAGAGAAGAUAAAGACUCUUGAAACUUCAAUAUCUGUUCAAGAUAAAGAAAUUCAAUUAUUAAAAGAAGGUAUGCACGCAAGAGAUCAAGAGAUUGCAUUUUUGAAAAAUAUGAUUAAGGAAGAUCUAUCAUACAUCCGUCAUAAAAUUAAUGAACCAGCACACCAACCAUCAACAACUAGUCCUACUGGAACUAGUGACCCAAAAGCAUUAAUCACCCCUUCAUCAAAACCCUCGUCAUGA
Molecule: messenger RNA, 1278 nt
Organism: Hansenula anomala
Lineage: Eukaryota; Fungi; Ascomycota; Saccharomycetes; Phaffomycetales; Wickerhamomycetaceae
Exons: 1
Coding region: 1-1278 (425 amino acids)
Source: RefSeq, a predicted model, not a curated record